Ctenopharyngodon idella (grass carp) is the source of this 2192-nucleotide messenger RNA. Its product is annotated as serine protease 23-like. The coding region runs from base 213 to 1319 and encodes 368 amino acids. Gene Ontology annotation, biological process: proteolysis. The record is from RefSeq and is a predicted model, not a curated record. Gene Ontology annotation, molecular function: serine-type endopeptidase activity. The transcript is spliced from 2 exons. NCBI's taxonomy places the organism in Eukaryota, Metazoa, Chordata, Actinopteri, Cypriniformes, Xenocyprididae.
CACGUGAUCGGAUGAAUCGCAGCGCGACGCGCCCACGAACAUUCACUUGUAGCGGAGCGGAGAACCGAGCAGAACGACACAGGCGAACCGAGCACAGCAGAUGAGAGGAGAAAUGUCGACGAGGAGCUUCUCAUCCAUGUCCUGAAACACUGAUCUUGUUUCAUUGGAAUCGUUUAUAUCCGACACACCUGCGCGCGCGAACAGGUGUCUUCAUGGCGUCCUUGCUUCGCCCCGCUCUGCUCACCCUCCUCCUCUGCGGUGCGGCCGGCUCGUCCCAGCGGCCUCAGUGGCCCGUCCAGCGUGUGCCCGUGGUUUGGCCGCAGCAGACGGAAGAUCGGCCGCCGCCUCACUUCCUGCAGCCGGCUCAGCUGGAGGUGACCUCUUCCUGCGGGCCGGACUGCCACAAGCAAGCGCCUGCACCCAGCUACUGGGACCUGCGGCACUUUCUGUCCUACGAAACGCUGCAUUCCAGCGGCCAGCUGACCGAGACGGCGGUGGGCAUUUACGGAUUUGAUGCCAACAGUUUCUACAAGACGCCUGCCGUUCGCUCCAGAUCCAAACGUCAGAUCUUCGGCCACGACAGUCGCUUCAGUAUUGUUGGGCAGGACUUCCUGUUGAACUACCCCUUCUCCACAGCCGUCAAGCUGUCGACCGGAUGCUCGGGUACGUUAGUGGGCGAUCGGCACGUGCUGACGGCGGCGCACUGCGUCCACGACGGCAAGAACUAUGUGAAAGGAGCCCAGCGGCUGAGAGUGGGUUUCCUGAAACCACAGCAGAAAGAUUCAUCAGGCAGAAACGGCACCAGACCAGAUAAGAUGAAGUUCCAGUGGAUCCGAGUGAAGCGCACACACGUGCCGAAGGGCUGGAUAAAGGGCACCGCCAACGACAUUGGCAUGGAUUAUGACUACGCCCUGCUGGAGCUGAAGAAGGCACACAAACGGAGGCACAUGAAGCUGGGCAUCAGCCCCGUGGCCACGCAGCUGCCCGGUAAACGGGUGCAGUUCUCCGGGUUCGACAACGACCGGCCGGGUCAGCUGGUUUACCGCUUCUGCGAGGCCGGGGACGAAACCUACGACCUCCUGUACCAGCGCUGCGACGCUCAGCCGGGUGCCAGCGGGUCCGGAGUCUACGCCCGCAUGUGGAGCCGCCGACGCCGGCGCUGGGAGCGUAAGGUCAUCGGGAUCUUCUCCGGACACCAGUGGGUGGAUCUCAGCGGGACGCCUCAGGAGUUCAACGUGGCGGUGCGCAUCACUCCCCUCAAGUUCGCCCAGAUCUGCUACUGGAUCAAGGGAAACUAUGUGGACUGUAGAGAAGGUUGAGGAGCCGCCGACAGCUUUGCUUUCACUUUAUUAGCACAUAAGAUACUCUUAUUUCAUGCAGGAGAGUUGCACAGUCCAGCAAUACACAAGAACAAUCAUUAACUAACGAACUCUUUGGCUUAAAACACUUUAAGACACUUGUUUAGCCAAACAAUACAUAUUGUACAAAAGUAAGGAAGGUUGUGCCAAAAAAAUCUUUCUUCAUUGAUGCCCAUUUAAACAUAGCAAAGUAAUGUUUUAUGAGUGCCUGAUUUUUAUCUGAAGGCUCUUAAAGACAAAAGGGACCAACUUUAUAUCAAGUGUCUUUAACUACUAUGUACAUGCACUAAUCAUUUGAUACAAUUAUUGUGUAUGUUUUACAUUGUACUUCUGCAUAUUCAUUUAUCCCACCCUUAAACCUUCCCAUACCACCAAACCUGUCCUAACCUCACCCGUAUCCCACCUUGAUAGCAGCACAAGUGUUUGCAAUACAACAUCAACACAGUAAGCACAUUGAACCUAACAAUUAUCUUUUAUGAAAGUACAGUUAAAGACAGCUGAUAUAUAGUGUGACCAUUACAGGAAUUAUCAGAGCUCAGGAGACUGAAGGACUGAAGCAGCUGCCACAGAUUCUGUCGACUCUUCUCGUUUUCUCUAAUGUACUGAAGUCUGAAUGCAUACCUAAUGUCUGAGAACUACUGUAUGAGACACUGCUUUACAACCGUUUGUUUCCCUCUAGUGGUGAGAGACAGAACUGCAGAUAUCCACACUCACUGUAAAUCAGUGGAUAUCAGCUCCUGAUCGGCACUUUGACAUUUAUUCAUUCUAUGGCACUAAUCAUUGAGAUUUUAAAUGCCCUCUGUUACAAAACAUUAAAAGCUUUUGCAAAAAAUA